AUGAAGAAACCGAUUCUGGCCAACCUUAAAGUGUUUGGAUGCCACGCGUAUGUUCAAGUGCCUCAAGACAAACGCGCGAAGUUCGACUCCAAGUCAUCACUCUGUCGUUUCCUGGGAUACGCCGAACACCAGAAGUCAUAUCGAUUUGAGGAAGUGUCAACAGGAGCGAUCAAGAUCAGUCGCGAUGCCACAUUCAUGGAAGACAAGUUUGAUGAAGGUCCGCGCAACUACAACGAUGAGUCAAGUGUCGUUGAGUUUGAUGAUCAUGAUGAGGACGAAGAAAAAGAAGAAGGUAAAACUGACGACGACAUGGACUCGAGCGACGAUGACAACGAAGACACCAGGUCUUCGAAGAGCAACAUCAAGAGACACACGCGCACUCAAUCACUUGAGAAAGCUACCGUCAUUCCAAGUCCCAAGCGAAGAACAUACAGAGGUCCGUCGCUUGAGCAUGUGUCAGCGGCUGCAAUGGAUUUUGAAGCAGCCUACAUCGUUGAUUCAGUGGGGGAAACGCCGACUACAUUCAAGUCGGCGAUGGAAUCAAGCGACUCCGGCAAGUGGAAAGAAGCGUGUGACUCGGAGUUCGAUUCGCUUCAGAGAAACGACACGUGGGAAAUCGUGCCUCUUCCGAAAGGUCGCAAGGCCAUCGGGUGCCGAUGGGUUUUUCGUGUAAAGGAGAAUCAAGAUGGCGAAGUUGAACGUUUCAAGGCAAGACUUGUGGCCAAAGGAUUCUCACAGAAAUUCGGAGUUGACUAUGAAGAAACUUUCGCACCGGUGGCCAAGUUCACAUCGAUUCGUGUGGUGCUCAGUAUGGCGGCCAAGUACGGCCUAAUGCUACAUCAGAUGGACGUCAAGACAGCGUUUCUUAACGGCUCCCUCAACGAAGACAUCUACAUGGACCAGCCGGACGGAUACCUGGAUGCAACACAGCCGGACUAUGUGUGCAAGCUAAAGAGAUCACUCUACGGCUUGAAGCAAUCGCCUCGCAUGUGGAACCAAACAAUCGAUGGGUUCAUGAUCAAGAUGGGAUUCAAGAAGUGCGAAUCGGACCACUGCAUCUACAUCAAGCGAGACGACCAAGACAUGAUUCUCGUGGUGCUCUACGUCGAUGAUCUCAUCCUGGCCAGCAGCAACAACGAACUCCUCAAGUCAACCAAGAUGGCGCUGAGCAAACGCUUCGAAAUGACGGAUCUCGGUGAGCUCGAUUACUUUCUCGGCAUGGAGAUCAAGAACGACCGUAAGACGGGAAUGGUGACUGUACAACAAACCAAGUUUCUCAAGUCCGUGUUAACCAAGUUCGGAAUGGAUAACAGCAAGCCAGUGAAGACGCCUCAAGAUCCCGGCCUGAAGCUAACCAAGAACAUGUGUGAACAAGAAUGCAAGCACGAAGACACCAUGUGCAACGUGCCAUAUCGAAGUGCUGUCGGAGGCAUCAUGUAUCUCAUGGUCGCCACACGUCCGGAUCUAGCUGCUGCAGUGGGAUCAUUAUCCCAGUUCUCGUCCGACCCAUGCCCGACUCACUGGCAAGCUUUGAAGCGUGUGCUGAGAUACCUGCAAGCAACGCCCAAUCAUGGUCUUGAGUUUACACGUGAAGAAGGAAGCCGUAUCUGCGGGUACACCGACGCAGACUGGGCCGGCGACAUUGAGUCAAGACGAAGUACAAGCGGCUAUGUGUUCAUGAUGAGCGGAGGAUGCAUCAGCUGGAAAAGCCAGAAACAACGGACGGUCGCGCUAUCUUCAACAGAAGCAGAAUACAUGGCGCUUUCCGAAGCAAACCAAAGAAGCAGUAUGGCUCAAAGUGCUUUUGGGGGAACUUGGUGA
Messenger RNA from Peronospora matthiolae, 1821 nucleotides. The record is from the annotation of a GenBank genome assembly. Lineage: Eukaryota; Oomycota; Peronosporomycetes; Peronosporales; Peronosporaceae.